Stereum hirsutum FP-91666 SS1 is the source of this 1533-nucleotide messenger RNA. RefSeq lists its product as uncharacterized. The transcript has a single exon. Gene Ontology annotation, molecular function: actin binding; microtubule binding. The coding region runs from base 1 to 1533 and encodes 510 amino acids. Lineage: Eukaryota; Fungi; Basidiomycota; Agaricomycetes; Russulales; Stereaceae. Gene Ontology annotation, biological process: actin filament polymerization. Gene Ontology annotation, cellular component: cytoplasm; actin filament. The record is from RefSeq and is a predicted model, not a curated record.
AUGUCGACCUCAUCCACCGCCGUCAUCGUCUACAGCAAGCCCGCACCUCACAUGGAGCCGAUCAGUAGCCAGACAGCCAACUUGGUGUCCAUGGUGCUGUUUCUUCUUGCCACAUGCGACCUCGCCGCACGCUAUGAGGACCAGAUCGAGUUCCUCUCUAUCUUGAACUUGAUGAAGCAAGUCAACGCGGCUGAUGUUAGGACCGACAGCAAUAUCGCCACCAUCGAGGAGACUAUCGUCGUUUUGGACCGUUCCCUUGCCGUGCUCGACAAUGUCGAACAGUCUUUCGUCAUCAUCGAGGGAUCCCUACGCAGCAUGGAGGAUAACAUAGUCAUCAGCACCAACACCAGCAUCAACACUAACUGCAACAUACGCACCAAUACCAACACUACCAACAGCAACACAUCACCUGAAGUCUGCGCCACCUGCUCGUGUCAUCUCACGGCCGAGGUAUCACCUACAUCGACAGUCCCUGCCCCACCACCACCACCACCACCACCACCCCCUCCUCCACCCCCUCCUGCUGCACUUGCUCCCCCACCACCGCCUCCGCCUCCCGCACCUGGUGCCCCGUUCUCCGCUAUACGCAAGAUACCCGCGGGUGCCCAGGAUAUUAUGUUGCAAAUUCGUGACGGCAACAAAGCCCUCAAAAAGACAGGGCGGUUCGAGGGCGCUGGAGAUACCCUUCUGAUGAAGGGACUGGAAGGUGUUUCGGACGCAGCAUUGGGCAUGAUGGGGGAGUUGAAGAGGAAAUUGAGGGAGAAGGAGUCCAAGACUAUGUUGAAGAUGGACAAGAUUGAGGAUGGGAAGAAGGAAGGAGAUGAGAAGGGAGAUGAGAGGGAGAAACCGAGCUUCAGGGCCGGGUUGAAGGCUGCCAGGAGGAUAUCGAUGAAGAAGGCUCCUACCACCACGACGGAGGAGCAGAAGCCUGUGGACUUUGGACCACGGGUUAAGGGGAGGAGGAUGACGUCGAGCUCGAAGCAAAAGGAGAAUCAGGUUGUCGCCGCUGGAAAGGAGUCGGAGCUGGGAAAGGCGCUCAAGUCGAGGAAGGAGAAGGAGAAUAUCCCGAGGUCGACUUCUGUCACCAACCAGGCCAAGAGCCUCAAAUCACCGUCGAAGUCGAACCAAAUGCCGCGCGUCGCUCUCAAGUCCGUCAAGGCUCGUCAGCCUCUCGGGGAAGUUAACACCAACAUCGCACCAGUAUCGCCCGCUUCGUCCAAUCUUCCCAGACUCAAGCGCAUCAGCAUUUCUAGCAACAUUCCCGUACCCAAGUUUGACAGUACGCCCGCCAAAGCAACAUCGACCACACCAUGGGGCUCCCGCCUACGGGGGAAAGCACCCACAACAGCAACCAGCACAGCGAAGCAACAUUCGUCUAAGCGAGACGAGAAACUCCAUCUGGAGUUAUUGGCUUUGAAGUCGAGGGGCGGCAAGUCAGAGGGGACUGGGAUUCCGUUGCACGUUACGGGGAUCAUGGAGAGGUAUAAGAGGAGAAAGGCUGAAGGUGAGGCCGCGGUAGUUGAUGCCGUAUGA